Messenger RNA from Phyllotreta striolata, 1864 nucleotides. Lineage: Eukaryota; Metazoa; Arthropoda; Insecta; Coleoptera; Chrysomelidae. The record is from the annotation of a GenBank genome assembly.
UUUGCAUUUAAUAGAGGUUAAAUGUUAAUCAACUCUACCGGUUGAUUACCCAAGUGAUACAUACGUUUUGAAGUGCAAGACAAAGAUGACCAAUCCAAAAUUCAUUGUUUUUAUUGCUGCAAUAACAUAUUUAUUCCAAAAAUCCAACGCGUUAAUACAAAAUGGUCCUAAAGGAAAAAUCACCAGCAGGAAUUAUCAAACGCCUCCGGAAAGAGAUAGUCAAAUAACUAAAGUAUCCCUAACACAAAACGGAUACAUUCAAUUCCUAAAGUACAUAAAUGAAGUCCCGCCUAUGACAGAAUACACUUUUUGCCUCUGGAUAAGAAGCAACAAUUUAACUCACAACCACCCCAUCCUAUCAUACUCUAAGCAAGAAGAGGAGCGACUCAUUCGAGUGUGGAUCGGUUCUAAUGGUAAUAACAUCAAUUUGGAAUUACUUGGUAAUACAGUUUUCGAAUUUCCGUUUAACAUGGUCGAGAACCGUUGGUAUCAUAUUUGCCAGUCGUGGUCAUCUCAUCAAGGGGUGUGGAUGAUCUACGUGAAUGGGAAAAUGAAAUCCAGUGGUUCUUAUCAAAAGUUGAGAGGAAACUUCAUCAAGGGCGGCGGUGACAUAGUAGUAGGUCAAGAAUACACCGAUUUCGACAAAGGCUUGGACGAUGGAAUCGAAGGCGACAUCUUCGGGUUCAACUUCGUAUUAUCCGCUGCUUCGGGUUCCUUGAAGUACCCGCAAAAUUUACCAUCAAGAAGGAAAUUUCAAGUAGCCAGCAUACCGAAGUACCCGCAGUUUUUCGCUGCCAAACCGCAGCAAUCCAACCCUUUCGGGGUAGAGCAAGUGGAAGAAUACAAAACGAUUGUAGAAGAUCAACUACCAGAUGCGCAAACGUACGGAAUGGACCCGAACAGAAGGCCUAAAGGCUUCCUGGAUGCUUUUAGAAGGUUCUUCGGCGAAGAGCCUGCUGCUAAUGUUAGAGUUGUGAAAAAGUACCCGCGAAUCGUUAAUAAAGGACCCAGUCGAAGGGUCACGGAUAGGGUUUCUGCAAACGAUAUCAACGAUGUGAAAAAAUCACUCGGUCUUCUGCUGGUCGAAUUGAGUUUUGAUUGCGGUUACAAAAAGGGGGCGCCUUUGAGUGGUAAAAACGUUUUGGUCAAUUGGAACCAGAGCCCUGUCAGGGUUUUCGGUGGUGCUAUAUUGAAGACUGUACCAGCCUUUUGCUAUGGACAUUAAUUGGGUAUAAAAUGGUAAAUAGGCUGCACUUUUGUACGAACUAUUUAAUAAUAUAGUUAUGAGUGGAAAUGUUAGGGUAGUACUAACCAAAGUAUCUAUUUAUUGGUAGCAUCAGUAAAAAUCACAUUAGUAAAACGGUGUUAAAAAUGAUCAUAACUUUCGUAAAGGUGUCAUUUUAGGUUUAUUUGUCAAAUUGUUAUGUUAGAAAGUAUUUCAUAAGCUAAACAAUCUGUAAUUUUGCGAGAUUAAAUUUUUGUUCCUUUUGGGUAAGUGAAACAGGGUAGUAGAUUAUUGACAACAUUUUUGGAAUUUAUUAGUACAAAGGGUUCACAAUUUUCACUUAUUCUAGAGAAAGUCCAAAUAAAAAAUUGCUUGUAAUAUUAGAAUGUAUGAUUCAUCAGUUUAAAUUUAACGAUAUAACAGAUUUUUAUCUAGAAGAGUUGAAAAAAUCUGCCCUUAUGGGGUGAAUAUAUCAAUAUGCGCGGAUAAAAUUAUCGGUUACGUAAUAUCUACUAUCAGUUGUCAAAUGAACUGGGCAUUUGAGAAGAAAUCUAUUUGUUUUUAUUCCUUAACUGAUAAGCAUUGCUUUGAUUACUGUAUCAUUAACAUGAAAACUAAAUUUUGAUUAUUUAUUAAGCA